This is a messenger RNA of Notolabrus celidotus (New Zealand spotty), 1324 nucleotides long. Its product is annotated as cytochrome c oxidase assembly factor 7. Gene Ontology annotation, molecular function: protein binding. Lineage: Eukaryota; Metazoa; Chordata; Actinopteri; Labriformes; Labridae. Gene Ontology annotation, cellular component: mitochondrial intermembrane space. The transcript is spliced from 3 exons. Bases 394 to 1086 code for a protein of 230 amino acids. The record is from RefSeq and is a predicted model, not a curated record.
GAGUCUGAACUCGGACCCGGAGCGAACGGAUCUCGUUUAGUAAACACGGGUCACAGCACCGGAAGUACAUCACAAAUGGGGCGUUGCGAUACCCGGUUGGACAGGAAGGGGCGGGGCUACGGAAGCUCGUAGGGGACGGUUAUGAAAGCAGGAAAAGCCGGAGAGGAGAGAUGUUGCAUGCUGGAGUUUUUCUUUCUUUAUAGAAACCUGAAGCUUUAAUAUUCAUCGGAUUAAAACAGCUUCAUGCUCAGAUUAUCACCUCUGUUAAUCUUUAAUUUCAGCUGAAUUAUUGAAUCCCUCGCUGAGUAUCUGACUGAUCAAGGUCAGAGUGUGCAGAGGAUCUCCUCUUCAGCUCAGGUGGGAUCUCAUGAGAUUUAGUGAAGCUGCAGAGAGAUGGCCGGACUGAUCAACUUUGAGGACGAGCAGGAGGUGAAGCAGUUCCUGGAUAACCUGGGGGUGGAGUACAGCUUCCAGUGCUACAAAGAGAAGGACCCUGAAGGCUGUCAGAGGCUCGCAGAUUACCUGGAAGGUGUGAAGAAGAACUAUGAGAGUUCAGCUCAGGUGCUCAAACACAACUGUGAAGUCAACGGACACGGAGAGAGCUGCUACAAGGUGGGAGCGUACCACGUGACAGGCAAAGGAGGAGUGAAGGAGUGUCUGCAGACAGCGUACUCCUGCUUCAUGCGGUCCUGUAAGGCCGGAGGGAAGAAGUCCACAGACGCCUGUCACAACGUGGGUCUGUUAGCUCACGAUGGACGAGCCAUGGGGGGAGAACCCGACCUCAAAGCCGCCAGGGAGUACUACGAGAAGGCCUGCGCCGGAGGUUUCGCCCCCUCCUGCUUUAACCUCAGCGCUCUGUUCAUCGAGGGGAACUCUAAAGGCCUAAGCCCGGACAUGAGUCUGGCCCUGCAGUACGCUAACAGAGCGUGUGAGCUGGGACACGUGUGGGGAUGUGCUAACGCCAGUCGCAUGUAUAAAAUGGGACACGGCGCGGACAAGGACGAGAAGAAGGCGGAGGAGCUGAAGAACCGAGCCAGAGAGCUGCACGGGUUAGAGAAGGAGAGGCAGAUCAAGUUCGGAGAGUGAAUGGAGUAUUGAUUAGAGUUUAUUUACUCCAAGGUGUUAGAAGGAACAGUUGUGUGUGUAUGCGUGUGUGUGCAGACAGACCUGAUCAGGGUUAAGAUUGAGGAGAGGAUCUGCGGUUUAAAGGAAGAGAUGCUUCAGUCUGUGAUGUGUCAGUGUGGACAGAAGAGUCCAGAGAGCUGCUUUAAUAUUUUGUUUGUAUAUUUCAGCCAAAUAAAAGGAACAUCAUGUGAAUAUUAAA